GCUCGGGCGGCGCGACCCCGGAGGGCGGACUCUCUUCACCCUCAUGUCUCCUCCUCCCUCUUCCCUUUUAAAGGACGCCUCGAAGCAGAGCUGUCAGCAUCCAGGGGGCCGUCCGCACUUGGCCACGGUAGCGCCGGCUCCGGCUCGCGUGCGCCCCGGGGACCUGCACGUGGGGAGUCUCCUCUACCAUCCGGCUCUGCUUGGUAACCGGCGACAGUCACCAGUGAGGACGCUGCACUAUCCUGCGGUUGGCAGCCCGGGACCCGACGGCUCUCGAGAGGAGCGGGGAGGGAGGUGACCCGGCCCGGCGCGAGAUGAGCCCUGCCAAGGGCGGAAUCAGCUCCAGCCGCAGCCUCGGCGGUGGCCGCCCGCGCGCCCUGGUCACCUCGCCCCGGUGCACCAUGCUGACCUUCGGCCUGCGGAUCCCGCAGCGCAGCCCCAGUCCCCUGCCCUGCCACUGCUAACCCACGCAGGAGUGUGCGCAGCCUUGCGGGGAAGCGGAACCGUGGUCCCCCAGUGCCGGCUCAGCCUCCCUGCUCUUCAGCCGCGACCUUGCGCGGUGAUGGGGUCGCUACUGGCGCUCUGCCUCCUCGUGGGGUGGCUGCGCUGGAGCCCGGCGAGCGCCCAGCAGCCGGGGGAAUACUGCCACGGAUGGGUGGACGUGCAGGGCAACUAUCACGAGGGUUUCCAGUGCCCCGAGGACUUCGACACGCUGGACGCCACCAUCUGCUGUGGCUCAUGCGCGCUCCGCUACUGCUGCGCGGCCGCUGAUGCCAGGUUGGAGCAGGGCGGCUGCACCAACGACCGAGGCGAGCUGGAACAUCCUGGCAUCACCGCGCAGCCCGUCUAUGUCCCCUUCCUGAUCGUCGGCUCCAUCUUCAUUGCCUUCAUCAUCCUGAGCUCUUUGGUGGCUAUCUAUUGUUGCACCUGUUUGAGACCGAAGGAGCCCUCGCAGCAGCCAAUCCGCUUCUCGCUCCGCAGCUAUCAGACAGAGACCUUGCCCAUGAUCCUCACCUCCACCAGCCUCAGAGCACCUUCCAGGCAGUCCAGCACGGCCACCAGCUCCAGUUCCACAGGUGGCUCUGUCCGCAGGUUCUCCUUUGCCAGGGCUGAGCCAGGCUCCCUGGUGCCCUCGUCACCCCCACCUUACACCACUGGUCAUGCCAUACACCUAACCCAGCCGUCUGGUUUCCUGGUGUCACCCCAAUAUUUCGCCUACCCCCUUCAGCAGGAGCCCCCACUACCUGGGAAGAGCUGUCCAGAUUUCAGUUCCAGUUGACAGGCAGUGGCUGUGAAUCUGCCACGUAGUGAAAUGGCAAAGUGGAAUGCUGCUGCCUUGGCUACCCUCACUUCUGAGGAAAGUUCCCUGGUAACCCAUCAUGGCCAUGGAAGAAAGUUCUAGAAAGAUACAGCACCUUCUAGUCUUGAGAUCCUUGGCUCCAUUCACAGAAGGUCUGCCUUUGCAAACAUGGUGAACAUUACAACUCAUUCACUUUUUAUUAAAAAUAUGCAGCAGUUUGACUUUCAGUUUGAAAGCUGGCUGAAAAUAUUUUAUGGGACAAUUCAGCUGUACUGCUUAGAAAAAUUCUACGUAUUUGCCUGUGUUGAUUGAGUUAUAACACAAAUAUACAGAUAAAUAAGGAAGGAAACAUUCAUAAUUAUAACUAUAAAGGUUCACUUAAAAAUUAACUAUUAAGUAAACUUGAGGGACCAGUGAACCACUUAUUUAUAAUUUUGGGAGUGACCUAACCAUAAGUAAUAUUAGUAUGAUGAGAACAUUUACUUCUUAAAUUAAUAACAAAUUUUGUUUAAAAUAUAAGAGUUUUUUUUUCAAAACACUAGGUUUCAAUAACCACAAGGGAAGUUUAAAGUUUUAAAUAUAUACUCAGACAUUCAUUGUAACACAGAUUCUAUGUAAAAUUGCUUUUCCCACCCACUUGAGGGAAUAUUUAUUGCAGACUUUUUGUUCAGCAACAUUUAGUGUUUAAAUGAAAGUUGGGCAAUUGGGUCUUAAAACAUAUAUUUGUAAAAAUAGUUAUGUAUAAAUGUGAAGAUUUGUAAUUUAAUGUGUUUACCACAUUGACAAUACUAAUUAUUUAGUAGUCACACUGUAACUUUUGUGGAAGUCAGUUCAUCUGUUGGUAUAAUCAUCUGAUAUUAUGUAUCUCAAGUGCCAUCAUGUUUGAUGUCCGAUAACUACAUAUGUGGGCAUAUAUCCUGCUGGGUUAGAAAAAAAAUAAAAGUUCUCUGUUUUCAUGAACUUGAUUCGAAAUUUUAAAUUAAAGUUCUUCAUUUUAUCCCCUUAGUGACAAUUCUUUGCUACUCAAUGAGGGGAAAUGUCUUUAUCACACACUUCAUCUUUCAAAGUUCAGGGAAACAUUUUCUGCAACAGAACUGGUGAGAAGAGCAAAGGAGAUCCAUGUUUAUCACAGCCAUUGACGUGAUGGCUGUGUGUGGCCCUCACAUAUGUUACUUGGCCUGUAGAGUUUGAAUAGCUGGGCAUUUGUUAUAAGAAUCUGAAAUUCGGGCUUCUUGUAACAUGUAGAAGAUGUGGUGCCAGGAGUCCUUCCCUCCCAUGGGGUCAGGUCAGGUCUCUCUGGCAGGAUACCAGCCAUGUCAGCCUUCUACCUGUUCCCCACCUGCCCCAUCUCCUUCAGGGAUGUUGCCUAUCCCAGAUAGUGCAGUUCGGGAAUUAACUUUUGUGAAU
Nannospalax galili (Upper Galilee mountains blind mole rat) is the source of this 2707-nucleotide messenger RNA. RefSeq names its product shisa family member 3 (gene Shisa3). The record is from RefSeq and is a predicted model, not a curated record. The coding region runs from base 563 to 1279 and encodes 238 amino acids. Lineage: Eukaryota; Metazoa; Chordata; Mammalia; Rodentia; Spalacidae. The transcript is spliced from 2 exons.